This is a messenger RNA of Caenorhabditis elegans, 1296 nucleotides long. It is a transcript of the gene C10C5.3, whose product is annotated as N-acyl-aliphatic-L-amino acid amidohydrolase. NCBI's taxonomy places the organism in Eukaryota, Metazoa, Nematoda, Chromadorea, Rhabditida, Rhabditidae. The coding region runs from base 27 to 1226 and encodes 399 amino acids. The record is from RefSeq and is marked reviewed. Gene Ontology annotation, biological process: amino acid metabolic process. Gene Ontology annotation, molecular function: hydrolase activity; aminoacylase activity. The transcript has 9 exons. Gene Ontology annotation, cellular component: cytoplasm.
UGUAGUUCUUCAGUUCUACUUGAAAAAUGAGUGAAGAACAUAUUGCUGUAACUCGUUUCCGAGAAUACCUUCGUGUUAAUACAGAGCAACCAAAUCCGGAUUAUGCUGCCUGCCGAGAUUUUCUAUUCAAAUACGCGGAUGAGUUGGGAAUUGCGAGGAGGUCUUUCGAGACAGUCCCGGGGGCUAUUUUUGUAAUAAUGACGAUCCCAGGAUCUCAACCAGAAUUACCUUCAAUUAUGUUAUAUUCUCAUACUGAUGUAGUUCCAACAUUCCGUGAGCAUUGGACUCAUGAUCCAUAUUCUGCAUUCAAAGAUGAAGAUGGAAACAUUUUUGCUCGUGGAGCACAAGAUAUGAAAUGUGUUGGAGUACAGCAAAUGGAAGCUUUAAGAAACUUAUUUGCUCAGGGAAUCAGGCAAUGGAAGAGGACAAUUCAUUUGGUUUGGGGUCCCGAUGAAGAAAUAUUUGGAAUUAAUGGAAUGAAAGGAUUUGCGAAAACCGAUGAGUUCAAGAAGCUGAACCUUGGAUUUUCAUUAGAUGAAGGGAUGCCAUCAGAUGAUGAUGUCUACAAAGUUUUCUACGCAGAAAGAGUUGCGUGGUGGGUGAAAGUAACAUUCCCUGGAAACCCUGGUCAUGGAUCACAGUUUAUGGAGAAUACUGCAAUGGAGAAACUCGAGCGGUACCUGGCUAGUGCCAGAAAAUUCCGUGAUGAGCAAAAGGCUCUAUUGGAAAGUAAUCCUGAUUUGACAAUUGGAGAUGUUACAACUUUGAACGUGAAUAUUGUAAAUGGUGGAGUUCAAUUCAAUGUGAUUCCUGAAAAAUUUGAAGCUUUUGUCGACAUAAGAUUGACGCCGUCCAUAGAUUUUAAUGAAAUGCGAAACAAGCUGGAUCAAUGGGUAAAAGAUGCAGGAGAAGGUGUCACUUAUGAAUUUUCAAAGCAUUCCGACUUGAAACUAGUGACUCCACAUACACGAGAUGAUCCAUUUUGGGUUGCAUUUGAAGAUAGUUUGAAACAAGAAAAAUGCAAGUUUACAACUGAAGUACUCAUUGGAUCUACCGAUUCCCGCAUCGUUAGAGAGGCUGGAGUUCGAGCAAUCAAUUUUUCUCCAUUGAUAAACACUCCUCUUCUAGCACAUGCACAUAACGAAUUUUUAAAUGAAAAGGUUUUUCUGAGAGGUAUUGAAAUCUACCAAACGCUGAUCAACAACGUGGCCAAUGUCAACGAAUGAGCGUCUUCUUCAUCACAAUACUCGCAUUUUCUUUUUUUUAAGCUUGUAUGAAUAAAUGUGUGAAAAAGUU